CUUGACUGCUAGCAGGGAUUUAGGAAUGUGGAGACCGUCACCCUCAAAUCGUCUGAGGUACCGUCGGAAGAAAACUUUUUAAAAGGCUUUAUCUUAACAAAAUACAUCUUAAGCCACUGGGUAUGAAAUUCCUGCCUCAACGUGGAACGAUUGUUUAGGAAACUCGAUGCCAGAAGAUUAACGGUUAGUGAGGAAACCGUUGACGCGAACUGAAAACUGCUUGUGCGCUUUUACAGGGACGCCUGUGCUUGUCUCCAUGGUAACGUGGUAGGACGCAUAGCCCCGGCAUUGUCGCGUUUAGCUGCUGAAGCUCGAAGGGGGCGGAACCGGAGAGGAACGACGGGUCCUUUCUCUCCUGUAAAGGCAAAAAUCGGUCGAAGAUGGUAAGGAGAGCACGGCUGCGUCAGGACAGCAUCACCAUUAUAGCCAUUUCUCGACGGCGUCUACUACCCUUACACCAGUGACACCCAAGGGACCCACUCAUCAGCAGGGAUCCCAUCCCUCCUGAAUUCCCCCCUCAGCCAGCAAACAGCAAACGGCCACUCAGCACCAGGCAUGACUCCAUCAAGCAGUGCAUCUACUGUCCCUCCAUUCAAGUUUCGCCCUCGCAGGGAAAGCGUGGACUGGCGGCGGAUCAGCGCCGUGGACAUUGACCUGGUGAUAAGCCAGCUGGACGUGGAUGCUCUGCAGGAUUACAUCAGCACCGUUACCUUCUGCAAUUUAGAAGGCGAGCGAUGCCAGCGGUGCCAAAGCCCCGUGGACCCGGCUCUGGUCAAGCUCCUGCGUUUAGCCCAGCUCACCGUGGAGUGGCUCCUCCACUGCCAGGAGUUUCUCAGUCUCAGCCUGCGUGCGGCGGAGGAGAGGCUGGCGGCAGCCGGUGGGGAGCGCGAGCAGCUUCUGGCUCAGCAGAAGAAGCAGGAGGAGAAGGUGAAGGCACUGACAGCGGAGCUUAAGCAGAGGAAGAAGGUGAUUCGCACCCAGCAGUCUCUGUUUGCGCCAAGGAUCAUCAGCAGCCACAAGUGUCCAGCAUGUGAGAAAUUCUUUCUCAAUUCAACCUUUCUCCAGAGCCACAUGCAACGGCGCCAUCCAGAUGAGUAUGAGAACGAGCUGCGUUCAGACAGUGAGAAGAAAUCUCAAAUUGAAAACCUCAAAUCGGAGAUCAGCAGUCUGAAGGAGCAGAUCAGUCAGCAGCAGCAGCAUGCUCUGCAGACCAAAACAGCUCAGGAAAAAGAGCAGCUGUCUCUGCACAAAGACUGGCAGAGAGAGCUAGACCAUUUCAAGGCUGAGGCGAUGGCUCGCGUGGACAGAAAAAUAGAGGACAGCCAAGACGGGAUACGCCGGGAGAUGCAAAUUUACGCUAGAAACAUUCAAGCUAAUGAGGCAAACCUGAAUCUCACAGCCAAGCGUGAAAAACCAGCAAGCCCUGUUCAGCCAGAGAGAGAUGUGGACAACUACAAAGAGGUGCAGAUGCAGGCCAUCCAAAAGUUGGAACAGCAACUGAGGAAACAGGAUAAAAAGUGGGAAGUCAAGAUGAAGGAGAUGAAGGCUCAGCAUGAAUCUGAAAAGAACCAGUGGCAGAAUGAGCUGAGCAGAAUGCAGUCCUCCGUGUCAGAGCAGCAGGAGCAAAGCCAGAGGCUGCAGCAGGAGAUGAGCAGGAGGCUGCAGGAGAAGGAUCAGGCCAUCAAGGCUCAGAGGGAGCAGAUAAAGAGCAUUUCCUCAAAUCCGCCCACCAAGAUAGUGGAAGUUCCAGUCAUGGUCGCUGCACCAGCUCCAGAGCCUAAACCAAAGAGAGUCAUUCUCGAGGAACCAAUCAGUGCUCUAAAGCUGGAUCCUAUACAGGAGCUGUCAGAAGAGGAGAAAGACUCAAGCAGCUACUCUGAGAGGAAGACAGUGGAGAGAAAGCCCGAUCCUGUACCGGCGAAGAAACCGAAAAUGGCCUCAAGUGCUCUUAAAAGGAACAACAGCAUGAAGAAAGACAUGCGGCGAGGCAUCGAGGAGGCUCUCAUUCAUAGAAUGGAGAAACUAGGAGUGAAGCCUGAUCAGACCGGCCUAAAGAACCAAGACCUGAACUCCAUCCUAGCCAAGGUGCAAACAGAUCGAGAUAAAUUUGCAAAAGCGAAUCCUGACUUCUGGCGCGUACGUGAUGAAUUAAUGAGCAUAGCAGAGCAGAGGCUAGACAGUCAGAGGAGAGGCAGUGACCCCGCUCCGGUGUCACAGACCAGAUCUAGACAAUCUGUUCAAGCGGUGCAGAUUCGUCCUCGCUCCAGCAGCCUGCCCUCCAGGGUGACAAAGGUGCAAUCUGGACCGGCCGUCAAACAGCCCAAGACGCCCCAGCCUGCACCGAGGACUAAGACCACCACUCAACCCCAGACUUCUACACCCAACACAAAGACUGUUGCAAGGAUCGUCCAGUCCAAGACCCCUCCCUUCAGCUCUGAUGAGGAAACCGAGGACGAGGACACAGACAUGGAGGAAGAACAGCCACAGAAACUUCAGAGCAGAAAAUCCCCUCAACCCAGACUGAACCAGGUCCAGAUCAGAGCAGGCAAAUCCGGUCCAAACCAGGCUCCGUUUAGGCACUCCAUCUCCUCCAACCAGCAGCAGAGCAGAGGGUCAGCAGCUGUUGGGACUAAGACAGCUGUCACAAAGGAAGACAGUGAUGAGGAAGAGGAUGAUGAUGAUUGGUCAGACGUGAGCGACCUGCAGGAGAUUGACCUAAGACAACAGCAGAGUCACAAAGACCAGAACGGGAACGUGGAACAGAAAAGCUCUGGUAAAGAAAACAAAAUCAGUGACUUGGCUCGAAAAAUGGAGAAGCAGUUAGCAGAAAGAGGGUCGAAGAAACCAACAGGGGGCGUCAGCAUCUUACCAGAGAGCAAGGAAGACGUUCAGGAACUAACGAUCACAGAUCUGGAGGAGAGCAGCGAGUGGUUGGUCUCCUCCUUAGAGGAGAGAUUGGAACUGUCUAAACCAGCUCAGAGCUCAACCAGGAAGAGCCUGGAGUCAUCCAGCACCAGCGUCUGGGGGACCUCGACAGGAAAGGCUCCCAAAUCAGGUCUGACUGAAGCUGGAACAGGAAGCACCCUGAAGAGCAGCCUGUGCUCCCUCAGCGACAUCAGCGACUCUGAGGAGAUCAGCAAUAAUAAACACAAUAAACGCUACGGCUGAUCAGGUGAUGUAGCUGAGCACUGACGCAAAGACCUCAGUCAGUUCCUCUGACAAACACCAAGCAGCCUGACUUUACAUGGACUCGAUUCCACAAACAGAGCAAUAAUUAAAGAGCAAUAGGCUUUCACUGAAGAGAACAACAAUCUAAUACAUGAUUUAGAGAUGGAUGAGAUUUCUUUUUAGCCUCAUGAUAAGCUUUGUGCCAUUUCUUUGCUUGCCUUAGGCCUUCUCAGUGUUUGUAUAUUCACUAAAAUACGACCCACAGUCCAUAUGUGUGUAAAAUUUUGUACAUCAAAUUUUAUAAAAUCUUAACAGAGAAAUGAGAUUGGCUUUUGUACAGGAAAUAUUUAUAUCAACAAUAAAAGAGUACUUUGUGAAAAACA
Cheilinus undulatus (humphead wrasse) is the source of this 3551-nucleotide messenger RNA. It is a transcript of the gene dzip1, whose product is annotated as DAZ interacting zinc finger protein 1. Gene Ontology annotation, biological process: cilium assembly. Bases 556 to 3168 code for a protein of 870 amino acids. Lineage: Eukaryota; Metazoa; Chordata; Actinopteri; Labriformes; Labridae. The record is from RefSeq and is a predicted model, not a curated record. The transcript has 20 exons. Gene Ontology annotation, cellular component: ciliary basal body; cytoplasm.